This is a messenger RNA of Rotaria sordida, 2160 nucleotides long. Lineage: Eukaryota; Metazoa; Rotifera; Eurotatoria; Philodinida; Philodinidae. The record is from the annotation of a GenBank genome assembly.
AUGACCCAUUCAACGGCAAAUAUUCUUACACUUAGCAAUGAAAUAUUACUUAAUAUUUUCAACAAACUCGAUAAUAUGGAUGUAUUAUAUUCACUUAUAGGAGUCAAUCGAAAACUCGAUCGAGUGGCUCGGGAUACGAGUUUUACACAAUCUCUUGAUUUUGUAAAAAUAUUAGACAAUGUUGACAAUCUGAAAAUUAAUUUUAUGCUUGAUCGAUUUUGUUUGGAUAUCAUACCUCGUAUUGAACACUAUAUUAAAUGUCUUACUAUUGAUUUGUUCUCAAUUGAUCGUGUUCUUCGUAUUGGAAAUUAUCCUCAACUUCAUAAACUUACUCUCAACAAUGUUCAAUACGACAUAAUAUAUAAAAUGUUCAACAAUAAAUCAGCAAUUAUUCAUACUUUGAAAAAUCAAAUUUCACAUCUUGCUAUUAUGAUUAAUGAAGAACACGUAUUUGAUCAAAAGAAAGAAUUAUCUCGAAGGGUUUUCACUGAUGUUUUCCAAACAUUUACGAAUCUAGCACAUCUUCAGUUUUAUUUUCAAGAUCAUUAUUCAUAUUUACCAAUCUCAGCUGUAGAUUUGCCAUUAUCAGCAUGCUACUCAUCUCAUAUUGUUUGUUUAAAUAUAAAAAUAUUUGAUUUUGAUGUUUGUUAUUAUCUACUUGAUGGACGUCUUAGCCAAAUGCACACACUCAUUGUUAAUGUUCAACGAAUUCGACAAACGUCAAUGGUCAACAAAGAUAAGAAAAUUGUUUCAAAUCUCAAAUGUUUUUCAUUAAUUUCACUGAGACGAACAACUGUAUAUGAUAAUCUAAUUGUACCGUUUAUUAGUCAAAUGUUUUAUUUGGAAAAACUCGUAUUAUCACUUAUUGUUUAUAAUCGAAGAACAUUCGUCGAUGGUAAUUCAUUAGUUAAUGAUAUACUUAGUCCAAUGUUAUAUCUACAUACAUUUAUCUUUAAUAUCAUUAGUGAUGGUGUUAGAGUACUUGAAGAACUUAUUUCGCCACCUGAUGUUCUAAGUCAUGCUCUCGUCGAAAGAGGAUAUGAUUUAGACUGUUAUACUGACUACAAUCCUUUAAGUAGAGGUCAAUAUCAUAUUUACUCGCUUCCAUUUGUUAUGGAUCGCAUGCAUAUACAUUCAAAUAAAUUUCCUAUCGGUUUGUUUUGUACUUAUCUUCAGUAUUUGGAUGAAAAACGAAUGCUCACUGAAAGACAAAGAGCUGGUAUCAUAACAGAUGAAGAAGAACAUCGUCUCGGAUAUGUGACCGAUAUACAAGUUCGUGCAGUCCUCGAUUUGAUAGGUGAUUCGAAUUUUAUCGUCGAAACUGAUCAUAAACCACUUGAAAAUUUUCAUCACAAACAAAUCAAUAAUAAACGAGUGAUGAAUUGGCUUUUUAAAUUACAAGAUAUGUUGCCACAAAUUAUUGCAGUCAAGUAUCGUGCAGGUGCAAACAACACUGCCGCAGAUUAUAUUUCACGACAUUUUCCUCCAUCGGCCUCUAUCAACAUUAAUCCAUCCACACCAAAUGUAGCAUAUGAUGAUUGGCCAAUUGGUGAUCAACACUGGUCUGACGAAGUACCCAAACCACCACGUACACAAUUUAUCCAACCAUCUAUUUCAAAAAACACUUGUAUUCGCAAUGCCGGUAUCAAUCCAGAAAUUAAUGCUGUUACAACAAGAGCACAAUCCAAACUUCAAGCUCAACCACGUUCACCUUCACCACAUACAUCAUCUACAUCAACUACAUCUCCAUCUACAUGUUCUUCUCCACCGACGGCUAAUCACUUAUAUGAUUUUACUUUAUCACGUAUCCGUUCUGAACAAGCGCACGAUAUAACUAUCCAACAAAUAAUUCAACAAAUUCGCCAUAAUCGUCAUUAUGCAUCGUUUAUUAUUCACCAGGAUAUUCUGUACAAAUUAGCUCGCCGUGCUGAUACUACUAUUAAACUUGUUUAUGCACCUUCGAACUUAAUUCCAGAACUAAUGGCUGCUUAUCAUGAUCAUCCUCUAAGUGGUCAUUUUGGUACUGGACGUACAUGGUCUACAUUAAAAAACACAUAUUAUUGGCCAAGCAUGAAAGACACAAUAACAUCUUAUAUUAAAUCAUGUGAUAAAUGUUCACAAUUUAAUGUGGAUCGACAUAAACCAUCAGGAUUUUUAUAA